This is a messenger RNA of Camarhynchus parvulus, 5596 nucleotides long. RefSeq names its product golgi membrane protein 1 (gene GOLM1). Gene Ontology annotation, cellular component: Golgi apparatus. The record is from RefSeq and is a predicted model, not a curated record. Bases 290 to 1480 code for a protein of 396 amino acids. NCBI's taxonomy places the organism in Eukaryota, Metazoa, Chordata, Aves, Passeriformes, Thraupidae. The transcript has 10 exons.
GGCUCGGGCGAAGGGUGCACGGUGGUACAGGCCGGCGCAGACAUUCAGCCCACGGUACUUCUCGGCCGGAGACGCCAGCAGGACGGCGAGGGGCUGGGUGGCGAGGGGCGGGAUCGGCCCUGCGCCCCGCCCUGCCCGCCUCUUGCCGCCGCUCUUCUUUGCCGCGGGCGGCGGGGGCAACGAGAGGCGGCGGACAGGCUUUUGGUCUUCUGCUCGGCGGGGCCGCAGCCGGCGGCGCAGUGAGGUUUCAAUACUUGCUGUGAUUCUUCAGAUUUGUUCUCUUCUUGAAAUGGUAGGACUAGGAAACAGCUGUCGCGGGAUGAAGUCUCCACCACUCCUCGUGGCUGCACUCGUGGCGUGCAUAAUUGUUUUGGGUUUCAAUUACUGGGUUGCAAGUUCUCGCAGUAUGGAUCUGCAGGGUCGAGUCAUGGAUCUGGAAGGCAAAGUCCGCAGGGCAGCAGCGGAGCGGGGUGCUGUGGAACAAAAAAAGAAUGAAUUCCAAGGGGAGCUAGAGAAGCAACGACAGCAGAUUGAUAAAAUCCAGUCCUUGCACAGCUUUCAGAUGGAAAAUGCGAACAGAGUACAUCAAGAAGAGAAGGCAUUGCUGAUGAGUAACAUCACAGUAAAUGAUCGACUGAUUCAGAGUCUACGAGAACACGUGAAAGAGUUACAGACAGAAUAUGGAAAGCUACAGCUGGAUGUUUACUGGUUUCAGAAGAACCAGACUAACCUUCAGAGGAAGUUCUCAUAUGACCUCUCACAGUGCAUCAACCAGAUGAAAGAAUUAAAAGAACAAUGUGAAGAAAGAAUAGAUGAGCUUAGAAAAAAGAAUAUCAAUGUACCACAAAUCAAAGAAAACAAAGACGUCACAGAAGAUAGCCGGGCUUCUACUCAACUGCCAGCCUUGAAGCAAGCAGGGCUCAAGCAGGCUGACUUGGAACAGCAGAAAACCAAUGAAGAUGUUCCUAAAGCAGUAGCUACAGUAAGAAAGAUAGACCUGAUGCAGGUUAAAGGAAGAACAGACAGCCUAACUGACAUGAGAAAACAGGAGCCUAAGGCAGAAGAGGAGCAACUUUCCAGUCAGUUGGAAAAACCUCAAGAGUUGCUGAAGGCUGCUGCAGGUCACAAGGAGAUGCUGCCUGUGUCAGAGAAGGAGCCAAAUCCACCUGAGGAUGAGAAACACGUAGCUGGGCAAGAUACGUCAGAGCCAAUUGCAAAGCAGGCUGCCAGUGAGGAAGUUGAGAGGGAACAGUUCCUAAGUUAUGAUGACAAGCAGGAUGACUUGCUCCCUGGAAAGGCUGACAAACAGGAACGUGAAGAAGUGAACCAGAACAAGGACGUCGAUUACAAUUUAGAUGUGAAUGAAGCUGAAUCAGAAACUGACAAGCAAGCAGCACUUGCUGGGAUUGAAAAUGUUCAAAACCAUGAAGAUAUGAAGAACCACUUACCUGACAAUGGUCAAGGAUUACAGAAAUUGUGAACAAAGGAACUUCAUGAUACAACUGAGUCACCUCUUCACCCAAAUGCAGCCAUGAUCCAAGCAAAGUCAUCUUAGAAGGUUUUGAUUAUCUUCUAAAGGCUUGACUAAGGGCCCAAACCAAGUAGUAUUUUCUUGUGAAGUUUUAGUACUGUUGCAGUGAAGAAAAGAGGUAUAUCUCUGGAGGCUUGUUGCAAAGCAGUUUGGCCUCUGCAAUGACUUUCUCCUUCCUAUCAAUUAUAAAAUUGCAAUCAGGUAGCAAUAAAGUUAGUAACUUUGAAGUUGGCUACUUUGUAUAGUCAUACUGCAGUAAGCGUGUGUGUGGAUUGGUGGUGGAUGAUGAGCAGUCCUCUGCCAAGGAUGGACCUCUCUGCUGAGAAAGCACAACUGUAGUCCUCAGAUACUAUGCAGAAUGAUAUAUGUACCUGGGCCUCUAAAUAAAAUUCCUAGAGUACACUGUCAAGAUGUGUUCUUAGCUUCAAAGUUAAAAAAAACCCAAAAAGGAUUCUGACAAUAGAAGCUUCCUGCUAAGAGAUUAGCCAGGAAGAUUUUUCUGAAAGCUUUGUUGGAUUCCACAAGGUCAGUACUACAAUUUGGUUUGGUUACCACUACUAGGCACAAGUUUAGUGUAAAAAUUCAAACUCAUAAACUUUUCAUGACAGAAGCCCUCUGAAAUGCGUACUACAACUACCUUUUAUUCCACCCAGCCACUUUCUUUUGUGAAAACAGAGGAAUGCAAAUGCUUGCCUUGUACAACAGCAAUCUCAGCUGUUCAACAUGACUAAUCUUCUCUGCUGGACUUCUGACAGAGGUAACCAGACUAUGCCUUUAGAAGACAAGGCAGUCUUCCACAGGUGACACUUUAGUUGUUGUGAAGUUGUAUGUUAAUUACAGUGUAUCAUCUUGUUAAUGUUCUGCAGUCUUUUCUGUUAAAUGUAAACUGAACUUGUUAAAUGUAAACUAAAAUGUAAACUAAAAACUAUUUUACACCCUUAACUGCAGUCCAACCACCAUGUAUAGGCAGCUGGCUUGAAGAAAUUUUUAUAUUUGUGUCUGCUCCCAAGACUGACACCCGUGUUUGGAGCAUUGUUUGUGAGCCAACCUCUACCAAGACAGCACAGCUGCCAGACAGCUAUGGCUAACUUGCCAACCAGCAUUCCAUUUAAGAAAACAUAAAUUUGUCUUUGCCUUCUGUUAAAGCACUUCACUUUGUAACUCCUUUUGUGGUGUGUCAUUCUUCAGUGUACUAGUUUAUCCUGUACCUCAAGAUGAGGCUGGCUGUUUUGUGUAUGAAGAGAGUAUUAGUUGUCAUCAAGUGAAGGUCAGUUAAGUCAAAAGAUGCCUGUUAAGCCUAAACACAGAAACAGUUCACCAACAGUUUUUCACCAUUUAAGUAAGACCUAACUGGUCUGGGCUACUACAGUCAACACAGCAGGGAAAACAUGCUUGUAAAUGGGAGAGAAGAGGAAUGAGCAUCUGUUCUGACAAGUAUUGGGAAGCUGUGGUUACUGGGAUCUUUUUUGCAAAUAACAACAGCUUUGAACAUCAAAGUGUUUACCCAUAAUUUGGAUAAAAAUAUUUACCCAUCUUCUGACCAUUUUCCUAGGACUUAAUCUGUAAACAAUUAUGCAGCUGAGAUUUAAGUUGAUCAGGAAUUUAAUAUUGAUUGUUAAAAAGCAUAUAUUCUAACAGUAAAAAAUAGACAGUGAAACACUAAAAUCAAGUUGUACGAAUAGCUUUACCAGUACCAAGUUAAAAAUUCCAAGGAAUCAAACACUUAAGGGUAAUUAAUAUAUUGCAAGAGGAUUAUUUUAAAACUAAUUGUUUUGGCUAUGCUUCUGCACAUUUUUGGGCUUCUUCUAGCCAACUGGAUGUUGUCCUCCAUAAAUACGACCACCUCUGUACAAAGCACACUUGUAAACCUCUGAGGGCAAAGGGUCUGAAAACAUGCAUAAGAGCAGUGUUCGAAAUCAAGGACUACAGUUUUAUUCGUAAUGACCUCAAAUGCUUCAAUCUAACUCGGGUGGUUUCUAGUAGGCAAGAGGCCUGUAUGUCUACUGUACAGAACUUUAGAAUUAAAAGACCUGUAGUUGAACAAGAGAUGAAUUUGGAACUGUGGUGUACAUAGUGUUGUCUCUCACUAAAGUUUUUAGUUCUGUAAGGCAUUACUACUUUUCUCUAAGCAUCUUGGUGUUUUAUUAGCACUUUGGUUUGGUUUUCUUUACAACUAAACUUGAUCCAUUUUAGGUAAGCAUUUAAAAGUAAUCUUCUCUGGUGUACUGAUGUUAUUUAGUACAAUUCAUCCAGUUCUAAUUCUAAUUAGAAGGGGAAAUAUUAUUAUUGCUAUUUUAUUGGUUCCACAAAUCACAUGUAAUUUGCUUUCUCUUUUACUUUGGAGAAAUAACAAAGGCUGUGCUUGAGCUACUGUCAUGUAGUUCAGGAUCUUUAAGAUGGGAAAGAUUUCGUGACUGUUUACAAGAAGCCAGAUGAAUGUUCUGUGCCAUUUUACCACUGCAUAUUCCAGGCUUUUUAUUCCUUUGGCAGCUAUAUGGAAGCAUUCAAGUGUAUUAAUCAUGAUGAUAAGCAAACAUGUAAUGUGAUAUGCCAUUUCUUUAGCAGAGAAUUUGGAAAAAAACAUGUCUUCAGGACAGUACUUCUGCUUAUUUCAGGAAGCUGCAAAUUGCUGGAAGACAAGUUGGGUGUUCCACCUCAGAGGUUACUCACUGUUUACAAGCUCUAGCUCUGCAGUGCUGCUGGUCGGGGGAUGAAGCUGAAGUGAUAUUAAUCCACAGUAAAAUCAGGUGAUGUUUUGGUUUAACACCAAAAAAUGUUCUAUAUGGCCAAUAUGGAGUUACAUCCAUACAGUGGAAGUCAUUGUACACCAAAAUCAAGAUUUGCUGUGUCCAACAAAAGAUUUCCUUGUAUGGCCUAGGUAUGACUUGGCCAGGACCAGGUCCGCUUUUUGAACAUUUUUUCCUUGCUUGUAGCAAAGGAAAAACAUUUCUUGGCUACAACACAACAGCUUACCUCUAUUAUUUCACAUCUGAAAGCUUGGAAGGCAUAACUAAUCCAGGAAGGUGGGGAUAGGUUUGGGGCUUCUCCUGUUUUGGAAAUCUACCUGAAAAUUACUACAGAGACAAUAGGAUGGAGCAGCCCCAUUGCAGUCAAAAAUGGAGAAUAAAGAUCAUGCAAAUGUAGCAAUCCCUUGUUUGCACAAGCAAAUACUAGGAUUGUAACAAAGUUGCAGAAUUGGUAAAAUAGAGUCUUCAGUGUCUGGUGAUAUUGCUAGUGACUACCGGAGUAUCUGCUGUGCAGAUUCUUCAGCACUUGGAGAACAAAGACAAACAAAUUCCAACUAGGAAUCAUUCACUCAAUUGCUCAACGACUAAUUUUUCUCCAACAUUUCUCUACUUGCUAAAUGAGCAAUUCUGAUACAAUUAUACAAAACCACAGGAACUCAAAAUUUCUCCAAGUGACUGCAAAUGCAGAAUUGCAGUAGCUUAGCUGUGCACAUCAGACAAGAGGCUCUAUUGCAUGAUUUUUAUUCAGUUCCUAACGCACCACUUUGUCAGAACUCAGUAAUAAAAAUUAUUUAUGAUCAAAAUCUGUAAUAAUAUCAACUAAGAUACAAUGUUCUUUAAUAAUACAGUUGAUUAAAAUCAGCUUCAUGCAUAAAAUCCAAUAAACUUUAUACAAACCACUUUAAAACAGCAGUUGUCAUUCAAAUCACAAAAAGGCAGCAGUACAGAUAUUCCAUGUGACAGUAUUUUUAUCCUGGACAUCGCUUGUAGUCCAAGUGCAGCAGUAGUUAUUCCCCCUCCCAGAGCUGGUAUCUGCUACACAGAUAUUCUUCAGGUAUUCUAAAAAAUGUCUUGUACUUCAAACAAGCUUCACAACUGGGAAGUACUUGUGAGGAGAGAAGUCAAAUUCUGGAGGAACCUAUAAAGAAAAGAUUUAAGAUUAGACAUUAGACAGCAGUACUACUGCAUUUAAUACUUAUUACGAGAACAACCUGCAGACAGAAAAAAAAAAUUAAACAGCAACAGAUUGAAAAAACAUAGUCCUUGUGGCAGCCAGCAUUCCCAUCACUUUGUUCACACAAGCUGCUGUUACGCUUGC